AUUUUAUACACAGACUGUAUGAAGUCAUGAAGUUGCUCUACAAGUUUAUGGGAAUUUCUUGAAACAAGUUGAAUGUAAUUACAAUAUAUAUAUAUAUAUAUAUAUAUAUAUAUACUAUUAAAAAAUCCUAGCCUAAAACUUAUGUUCCAAUUUAAUUAAAAAAAAAAAAAAAAAAAAAAAGUUACUUUUAAAGGUAAUUGCUUUUUAUUAACUCAUGUUUGAGUCACAAAUGUCAAAACUUUUUCUUAAGGUUUCUGCAUUUUACAUGAACAUAAAAAGGCAUGAAAAUAGCUUCACACAUGUUGCUUUAUACGUGCUGGUUACAUUUCACCACAGUUUGCAAAACCUUCAAAUAUUACUAUUUUAACAAAAUUGCUUCACUGCUUAUCUUUAAGAAAUAACCUAUUAAUAAAAAUAAGGAAUAUAAAUAAAAGACUAAGCCCAAAAAAAAUAUGAUUAUUGCAGUAAAUCAUAAACUGCAAACAUGCUAAUCAUAAGAUGUAUACUUUAUUGAUUUUUGUUUUGCAUUUAAUGACUAUCAUCAUGUCAUUGAACCAUAUACAUGCAAUAAGAAAAGGAUCCAGCAGGUGGCACUGAAUUUGCAUGCAGACCAAACAAAAAAAUGGACAAUAUCUGAACGAUACAAGCGUUGCAGGUUCAAUCCCAAGAAGCAUUGGAAAGGAAAUGGUUAUUUCAGAUAUUAUAUUUUCAGUAAAAAACAAAUUAUACAUACAUACAAAGCAUAAAAUGUCAAUGAACACAACUAAAUUGAGAUGAGUAUCAGUUUAGGGGUAUUCACCGACAUAUUAAAGUAUUUAAACACAAAGCCUUUUACGCUACAGUGCACGCUAACUACCUGAAACUCCGGUUACUGUUGUAAAACUGGUCAUAACCCCGCCCGGGAGAGACAAACCGGUCCAAGCAGAAAGGUCUCUCCGCAGACAUCACUACUGCCACUUACAAAUGGAUGUGUAAGGUUACUGCUGUUGUCAGUCAUGUCCUCCACAAGAAAACACAUCCAGUAAUUUAUCUGGAAAGAGUUGUUUAAUUUCAGCUGAAGCGCAGUCUCAUCCACAAUCACAAUGGAGCAAAGGAAGAAAGUCUGGCAAAAUUUCCGUGAGAGAGCCAAGCCAAAGUUAAAUCUGAAGAUUGGAAAGAAGGCUCAGGGGAAGAAGAAAAAGACCCCUCUGAAAUACAGAAGGAGUAUGUCAGUACCAGACAUCAGGUUUCAUCCCCAAGCCAUGGCGAUGGCUUUACAGGAUGAUCCCAGGACACCAGGUCAAGACUCUGUUUUCUUUGGAAACUCAGAGGGUCCAAGUGACUUGGAUGAAACAGCAAGCGAAACCUCCAGUCUUGCAUUAUCUGAGCGUUUCAGUGUCGCUGACAUGCCAUACUCCUGCAGCCCAGCGCUAUCAGAGAAAUCAGUUCCUGCCUACUUUACAGUUCCAGUGGAAACUGACAAGCGGUCAAGAGUCACGACAUGGUACAUAGAUGAAUAUGAUGCAGUGACUGGACCUUUACCUCCUCCUACAGAAAGACAGAUGACACCUGUGCCUGCAGAGAGGAGAUCGCCUGGUCAGAGACCAAGGCACCCUGCAGAUAAAGUGGCUGCAGCCCUUAAUAGAGCCGGAGGAAGACAGAUGCCUCCUGCACGAGCUUCAGAUGAAAUGUGUACAUGGACCAACACAGAGUCAGUCAGCACUGCUCCAUCUGAGGAGAAAGCCUGCAUUUUUACGAAUACUGAGCAUGAGCCGUCUUCUCCAAUGGAAAUGUUCAUUGCAGGGUCUGCUGAGGACAUGGACAUUGUCAAUGAAACCAGUGACUUUGAUCCACUUUCCUUUACAGAACAAGAACAAAACAUCUCAGAAGGGUUAAAUGAAAGUCAAAAUGCUGGAACACAGCAGAAGGUCCAGUAUCUCCUCACCAUCAACCUAAAGGAAGGCAGAAACCUGGUUGUCAGGGACCGCUCAGGUACAAGUGACCCAUUCGUCAAAUUCAAAUUAGAAGGCAAAAACAUCUACAAAAGCAAAGUUGUGAACAAGAACCUGAAUCCCACCUGGAAUGAAUCAUUUUCCUUUCCCGUCAGAGACCUCGAUCAGACUGUUUAUGUCAAGGUAUAUGAUCGAGACCUGAGAUCCAAUGACUUCAUGGGAUCAAGCAGCUUUCCCCUCUAUAGGCUGGAAUUGGACAAAACAGUUUCAAUGGUUUUACCUUUGGAGGACGUAAACAGUGAGGAGGAUGAUAUGGGAGUGAUUCAUCUAGAUGUCUGCCUGUCCAUCCGAGAGGAAACUGCCAAACGAAAUAAGUGGCUACUGAAAAGAAAGGGAAGCUUCAGUAAGGGUCAGCCGAUAAGCCAGGCGCAGGUUAUGCGACUCAUGACUGCACAGAAGAGUCAGGUUUGGACUGGAGUUUAUACCGUCACCCUGGUGGAAGGCCAGGAAAUGCCCGACAGCGGUCAGGGAGACGUCUACGUACGCUUCAGAUUGGGAGACCAGAGGGUCAGGAGCAAGAAUCUGUGUAUUAAGGCAAACCCGCAGUGGAGAGAGUCUUUCGACUUUAACCAUUUCCAGGAUGUGCAGGAGAAUCUCAUAGUGGAGGUUUGUUGCAAGAGGGGCAGGAAGUCAGAGGAGUGCUGGGGAGUACUGGAUAUUGACCUGACCAGACUUCCUGUCAAUCAGAGGCAGUUACAUACUCAUUCGCUGGAUCAAAACAAAGGUCGACUGGUGUUUUUGGUUACACUGACCCCGUGUUCUGGUGCUUCCAUCUCAGACAUCCAAUCGGCUCCAUUAGAUGACCCCAAGACCUUUGAGAAGAGGAAGGAGCAUUAUAGACCGAUGAACUUUCUGGGGGACUUGAAGGAUGUUGGCUAUCUUCAAAUCAAGUUAAUAAAAGCCACAGAUCUUUCAUCAGCAGAUAUAAGUGGUAAAAGUGAUCCUUUUUGUACCAUUGAGCUUGGUAAUAGCAAACUGCAAACUCACACAAUAUUCAAAACCCUGAAUCCUGAAUGGGGAACAGCCCUAACAUUCCCCAUUAAGGACAUCCAUGACGUUCUGGUGCUGACAGUCCAUCAUGAUGAUGGGGACAAAGCUCCAGACUUCCUGGGAAAAGUUGCCAUUCCUUUGCUGACUAUUUCUAAUGGCCAACAAAUAACCAGAAUGCUAAAGAAUAAUAAUUUAUCAAGGGCGACCAAAGGAAGCAUCACUAUGGAGCUGAAUGUCCUCUACAACCCUAUCAAAGCAGGAUUCAAAACCUUCCAGCCAAAAGAAACAAAGUUUGCAGAGGAGAACCCGAAGUUUGACAAAAAGCUUUUAGCACGUAAUAUCUAUCGAGUGAGGAAGAUCAGCCUGGCCAUUCUCUAUACGCUGCAGUAUAUUAAAAGCUGCUUCCACUGGGAGAGCACGCAGAGGAGUAUUAUAGCCUUCCUGAUAUUUGUGUUGACAGUGUGGCUUUGGGAGCUGUUCAUGUUGCCACUCUUCCUCCUUCUGCUCAUUGGCUGGAACUACUUCCACAUCACACCAGGCAUGGCCAGCUACAGUCAGGACUUGGAGAACAUGUCCGUGGCCGAGGACGAGGACGAAGAUGAAAAGGAAUCAGAGAAAAGAGGACUGAGGGAAAAAAUCCACAUGGUUCAAGAAAUUGUGCUUACAGUUCAGAGCACUUUAGAUGAAGUGGCUAGCAUCGGGGAAAGAGUGAAAAACACAUUCAACUGGUCAGUGCCGUUCUUGUCAUUCCUGGCCUGCCUGGCUCUGUUUCUGGCGACUACUGCCUUGUACUUCAUCCCUCUGCGGUACAUAGUUUUAGUGUGGGGUGUUAACAAAUUUGCCAAGAAGCUUAUCAACCCAUAUGCCAUUGACAAAAAUGAAAUACUGGAUUUUCUCAAGAGGGUGCCUUCUGAUGUUCAAAAGGUGCAGUACAGCGAACUGAGAGCCGAGCUCGGCAACCAGGGCCCGGUGAAGAAGAAACGCUUGUGCUGAAACCCGACGGACGUGUCGGAUGAAAGAGACGGACGGCGUUUCAGGACACGGUCUGUUUAAGUCAUAAUGCCCCUGUGCGAGUGGAGGAGGAGCCCCCUUGUGCCAAGCCAUCCGCAUUUCCACUGAGGUGUAUUCAUUGUACUGUGUGUGUGCUUAUAUUUGUAUCUGUGUGUGUGUGAAAGAGAGAGAGGGGCCCCAACUGACAGGGUCUUUGGCCCUCGCGAACUCACAUGGUCACAGUAUCUGAGCAUAUGAAGGUAAAGGCGGGCUUCGCCAGCCUCUGCAUGUGGUCACGCUGAAAUGCAAUGAAAUACGACACAGCCUAAUUCAUAUAUUAAUGUCUUUUUAGAGACCACAUUCUGGUUCAUUUAACAAAGGAAAAAUUAGCCACAAAACAUACAGCACAUAUAGUACGUACUUCCUGUUGCUUGUGUUUACAGCAGGGAAUAUUUAAAUGAGGGUAAAAUAUUUAUAACUCUUAAUACAAUGGAAAAUAUUCAAGCCAUUUUAAAUGCCAUUUAACAUUGUUAUUAAUGCAAAUGCAUCCUACUGUUCAAGAUGUUUUAUUCUGUAAUGUUUGUUUUUUAUAUUAACCUUCCACAUUUUGUACAUUUAUGCUGCAGAUAAAGAUGAAAUGAAGAAGAUAACUAAAAGUUUGACUUCUUAAA
Messenger RNA from Ctenopharyngodon idella (grass carp), 4642 nucleotides. RefSeq names its product multiple C2 domains, transmembrane 2a (gene mctp2a). The record is from RefSeq and is a predicted model, not a curated record. NCBI's taxonomy places the organism in Eukaryota, Metazoa, Chordata, Actinopteri, Cypriniformes, Xenocyprididae. The coding region runs from base 1083 to 3974 and encodes 963 amino acids. The transcript is spliced from 23 exons. Gene Ontology annotation, cellular component: synaptic vesicle membrane. Gene Ontology annotation, biological process: regulation of neurotransmitter secretion. Gene Ontology annotation, molecular function: calcium ion binding.